Messenger RNA from Harpegnathos saltator (Jerdon's jumping ant), 1771 nucleotides. RefSeq names its product protein crumbs. Bases 1094 to 1561 code for a protein of 155 amino acids. The transcript is spliced from 5 exons. The record is from RefSeq and is a predicted model, not a curated record. Lineage: Eukaryota; Metazoa; Arthropoda; Insecta; Hymenoptera; Formicidae.
UAAUUCAAUGAGCUAAGAUGUCCGUGAAAAUUGUCAGAUGAAUGCACUUGAAAACUGAUGUGUAACUGACUUGUAACUGAUAAUCUCUUCUCCAACUUUCUUGAACAAGCCAAAAUCGCUCAAGAUUCAGUUAAUAUUACGACGCGCCGUUUCUUUCGUGAACAAGCGGAGACAAAAUCAACAUAUGUGCCCGCGAACGAUGCCGAAUAUCCGAACGGUAUAAAACUCAGAGCUCGCACUGGCCUGUCGACCACAUGUGGUGUAUUCAGAAAAAUAAUUGACAGAGCUGCAUGUGCGCCCAAGGACGGCAAUUCGACGAAUUCGUAAGCGCACACGCAUCACUUCUAGCCCUAACGCGGUAAGAUUUAAUCGGAAUAUUCUCAUUCAUAUAAGAUACGAGAUCACAGGCACAGGGAGAUCUUUCUGAAAAUCGAAGAGUAAAACUGCUUCUUCAAUAUCCCCGUCAGCCGAUGCUGAUAAGAAACAUCCAAGUACGAGCAUUAAAGCAUCUGAAGGUUCGGCCUGUAAGAUUCCUCUCGGAGGAGCACUUGCAUCGUGAGUCGACGGUCGCCAGGCUGCUGCACCCCACGCACUGCUUCUCGGAGGGCGGCUUCCAUACAAUCACGUCUAAUCAGUCAGUCAGCCGCUACGAGUCGGCGGGUACGGUUGAUUCACGUCCAGCUCUCUCUCUUUCUCUCUCUCUCUCUCUUUUUCUCUCUUCGGGCCAGCUCAGCAUUGUCCUUGAAACGACGACGCUCAGACUGCUCAGGCUACUCAGGUUGCAGCGCGGCCCCCAUCAGAGACCGCGCUGACCCCGGUAUCCCCUGUCGGCCGGUCGACCUUUGACACUCUCAUCGAAAAGCGACGAAAGCCUCUCUCAGCAUCGCUCAGGCCGCUGGCCGAACGGUCGACGAUCUCUCUCUCCUCCUUUGAGCUCUUCUCCUCGUCGACGCUUAUCCACGGAUUAUCACCGUCCACGACGUUCUCUCCCUCUCUCCGUCUCUCCCUCUCUUUCUCCCUGCCCUGCCUCCCCCGCCGUGGGAUUCUGCUCUUUUUCCUCGACGUUUCCAUCGCUUCAUCGUCCGAGAUCAUCAUGAGACUAACGCUGUCGGCUGCUCUGCUGCUCUUAAUAAUAGACUUAUCAAUCUGGACAAGUGGGAAGUGCAGCCGGCCGCAUCCGGCGCAACAUUUGCCCGCCCUAGCGCGUCGCUAUCUCCUCCGAGCAAUCAUAUCGUCAGAGGGCUGCGAGUUGGACCAGAUGCGACACGGAUGUCGCAUUCACAACGCGAAAUGCAAAUGCGGCCACGGCUGCAAGUCCGAGUACAGAUACAACAACACCGACGACUGCGAGUUAGCGUUGAAGGGAAGACGCAGUGACUUGUGCUCACGAUCGAAACCUUGUCAGAACGAGGGCUCGUGUUCCCAGAUAUCGUCGGAUCCUGGAUUUAAGUGUCGCUGCGAAGGGACCGGAUUCUACGGCACUUACUGCGAGAUACCUUGUCCAAAGACGAACAGUCCACACUUCCAAGGACAGUUUCCAUACGAGUGCAUCGUCAUCUAACUCGGGUAUUUCUCUCUUUGUUUCUCGUCUGGUCGAACUCAUUUUAAUAUGAUACAUACGUACAAAAGGGGAAAAGACGCAUUUCACAAAACGUAUUUACACAUCUUCGUACAUACAUAAUAAAUGUUAAAACAGACAAUGCGCCACUUUAUCUUCCUGAAUUUUCUUUUUACAGUUUCCCCAUGUUUCCAAAAACAGCAUAUAAUCAUC